Molecule: messenger RNA, 2445 nt
Organism: Trichoderma aggressivum f. europaeum
Lineage: Eukaryota; Fungi; Ascomycota; Sordariomycetes; Hypocreales; Hypocreaceae
Exons: 4
Coding region: 1-2445 (814 amino acids)
Biological process (GO): ERAD pathway
Cellular component (GO): endoplasmic reticulum membrane
Molecular function (GO): protein binding
Source: RefSeq, a predicted model, not a curated record
AUGAGAGGCUGGAUAGCCUGGCUGCUCCUGCUUGCGCAGGCCUCAGCCGUCAUCAGCUCCCCCGAUCAGAAACCUCUCGGCAGCCAAAGCGACGCCUCGGCGCAAACCGGUGCUGAUAAACAUGCGGUUGAAUCCUUUUUAGACGCUGCAGGAGGGCAGGAAGGCGCUGCCUUUUCGCAACCUGGACACGAUUUCGUUGAUGCAGCAUUUGCCGAGCUCCGAAAGAUCCCACGACCACCCCGAAGAAGGCGAGAGUCGUCCGGAAUAUUCGGCUCAGUCCUGCGCUUGCUUCUCAGGACUAUCCCAACUGGACCCGUCACUGCGCCAUCGCAAUCGAAGACGACACUCAGCGGUCCCCUGUUGAAUGCGGUGGAAUAUCUUGAGCAGGCUGCCAACCAGAACAACUCCGAUGCCUUGUAUAUCCUUGCUGAGUUCAACUUCUUCGGCAACUACAGCCACCCCAGAGACCUCGGGGCUGCCUUUAAAUACUAUCACCAGUUGGCAUCGAGCCACGGAAAUACCACAGCGCAGUACAUGCUUGGGUUGUAUUACUCAACAGGUAUUGGCGAUGUUGUCCCUCGAGACCAAGGCAAAGCGCUCCUCUACUACACCUUCGCCGCCGUUCGAGGAGAUACCAGAGCCGAAAUGGCUACUGGCUUCCGCCAUCUGGCAGGCAUUGGAGCUACCAAAAGUUGUGAGACUGCCGUCAAGUACUACAAGCGCGUAGCGGACAAGGCUGUUGAGUGGUACCGCUCUGGUCCCCCAGGUGGAAUGUCGUGGGUAUCUCAGGCAUGGCGCAUUGCCGACGACGACGGUGGUCUAUAUGGAGAAGGAGCAAGUGCUUCAAGCGCCGGCAUGAAUGCUUUCAAGCCUAGUCCCAACUCGGAUGCCAACGCUGCUAUUGGCGAUGUCAUUGAGUACUUGGAUCUCAUGUCUCAAAAGGGCGAUUCAAAGGCCUCAUUCAACCUGGGUCGCAUCUACUACGAGGGUCAGCGAGGGCUGGACCACGACUACGAGCUGGCCAGGAAAUAUUUCUUGAUAGUUGCGUCAAGAUACUGGAGGAAUGGGCGCGAAGUAGACAAUGCCAAAUCAGGCAUCGAUAAACUGGCCGGUAAGGCGGCCGGCUACCUCGGCCGGAUGUAUCUGAGAGGAGACGGAGUGACUCAGAACUUUGACAGAGCGAAAACAUGGUUUGAACGCGGCGACUCCCAGGCUGAUGCGCUGUCGCGAUAUGGCCUGGGACUCAUGUAUCUGCACGGCUACGGUGUCAAGGAAAAUGUUGUCAAAGCCGUGGACCUGUUCAGAGUAUCUGCUGAUCACGACUAUGCUCCAGCGCAGGUCCAGAUGGGACAGUUAUACCUCGACCAAGGCGGCACUGAAGAUGUUCGCAUCGCCAACAACUACUUUGAGCUAGCCGCGCGUUAUGGCAACAUUGAGGCCAACUAUUAUCUGGCAGAAUUGGUUUUCCACGGCCUGGGUCGCGAAAAGCUGUGCAGCAUGGCGCUUAGCUACUACAAGAGCGUGGCUGAAAAGGCAGAGCCCCUUGUCUCAUCGUGGGCAGAUGCAAAUGACGCGUACGAGGCUGGAGACUACGAUCUCGCAUUUCUUGAAUAUCUUUUGGCGGCUGAGCAGGGAUACGAGAAGGCGCAAACCAACGUUGCGUAUGUCCUCGACACGAUUCGAUCCAAACUCCCACUCUCUGAGUUGCUGCGCAAACGAAAGGACAAAUCUGGGCUCCUCGAUAACCCUGCACUAGCCCUCAUUUACUGGACGCGGUCGUCUAGGCAGGCAAACGUCGACGCCCUUGUCAAGAUGGGUGACUACUACUUUUAUGGUAUUGGCGCGGAGCGGGAUAUCGGCAAAGCGGUCCAGUGCUACACGGGCGCUUCCGACUAUUCGCAAAGCGCUCAAGCCCUGUUCAACUUGGGUUGGAUGCAUGAAAAUGGCGUCGGGCUGACGCAGGAUUUCCAUCUUGCCAAGAGAUUCUACGACCACGCGUUGGCGGUUAAUGAUGAAGCGUACCUACCCGUUACCCUUGGAUUGCUGAAGCUUCGGAUACGAAGUGCUUGGAACACGUUGAUCAAUGGAUCAAUCCACUCCAUUCAAGACGAGCCGAAGAAAAAGCAGGACUGGUCGCUGUCAGAAUGGAUUGCCAACUUCCUAGAGGACGAUGAACUCUUGUACGACGACGAUUACUAUGAUGAUAUAUACGAUGGCACUAUCGGGGAUGACGGCGAGGACCCUCUGGACGGGGUUAUCGAGAGUGCCCUUAUCAUAGGCAUUACAGGUGCCCUUGUUUUGCUCCUGUGGUGGAGGCAAAGAAUGCAACAGCAGCAUGUACAGAACAACGAGGCGGAGCGUCAAGACCAGAGGCAACCGCAAGGCAACGCCGUCAACCCCGAGGAUGCCUUUCCCGCCUGGGCCGGAGGAGGGAUGGGUUUAUAG